AUGGCAAAGCUCCUGUACGGAAGUAAUGUGUUCAUCAUUAACUUAGCUCUUGCUGAUCUAGGGGUGUCUAUCGUGGUCAAUCUCGCCUCGGUGGUCGGGAGCAUCACCAACGAAUCCGGUUUCUUCUUUGAACAUGACUGGCUGUGCGAAAUCAUCGCUGUCAUAUGCAUCGUUACAUGUUCGUGUUCGCUGUGGAGCAUAGCAACCAUUGCCUUCAACCGUUACGUGUGGAUUUGUCACUGGAAGAACUACCAUCGUGUCUUCAACCGGCGGACCGUUCCCUUUGUCCUCCUCACGGUGUGGUCUGUCGCCUUCCUAAUCGAUCUCCCAAACAUCCUUGGAUGGGGCGUCCAUGAAUUCGACUGGAAGGUGAUGUCUUGCACUGGAGGAAUGGCUUUCGUUCAUUCUUACGCCCUCUUCUUUGCAUCCACGACGUUCGUUCUACCACUUUGCGUCAUCACCUACAGUUACAUAGGUAUCUUCCGGUUCUCUCGGAAAUCUAGCGCGGCUAUCCGCCGUAUGCAAGAACGCUCCAUCACCGCACCAGGAGUAUCCACAGUAGACCACAAGCACUUGACCACGCGGUACCCACUUCAUACGACUACCAGUAGCGCAGCACGCCAUCUCAACGACGUAAAUAACCGCGGUGCGCAGGGAGGAGCUAGCGCGAGCGAUCUUCGUCUUGCUCGAUCUAUAUUCAUCAUCGUCAUCAUGUACCUGGUCAUGUGGCUACCGUUCUCGAUGACCAUCCUUUUCGACACACAAGUGGUGGCAAACCGUAACAUCUAUAUCUUUACAUUCACGUUAGCGCACAUGAACAGCAGCGUCAACUGCGUCAUCUAUGGUGCUACCAACAAGAAUUUUCGUCGCGGUUAUGCCAAAUUCAUCCGAAUGGUUGUGUGUAGAGCCAAGCGUUUCGAUCCUCUCACGUCGAUCUCGGUGAAUUUGACGGCAAAAAGAAAUACUCGUGUGUAUCCCCUCUCAGAGGACAAGGAAGAUUCACACCAAGUGUCAAAGGUAACGGCUACGUCAUAAACAGGGUAUAGCGAGUUUUCGCAAACCUCUGGAAUGCGACAUUAGGGUCCGGUAACACAAAAUUUAACAAUUAAU
Lytechinus pictus (painted urchin) is the source of this 1110-nucleotide messenger RNA. Its product is annotated as melatonin receptor type 1B-like. Bases 1 to 1035 code for a protein of 344 amino acids. Gene Ontology annotation, biological process: cellular response to light stimulus; G protein-coupled receptor signaling pathway; phototransduction. Lineage: Eukaryota; Metazoa; Echinodermata; Echinoidea; Temnopleuroida; Toxopneustidae. Gene Ontology annotation, cellular component: plasma membrane. Gene Ontology annotation, molecular function: G protein-coupled photoreceptor activity. The record is from RefSeq and is a predicted model, not a curated record. The transcript is spliced from 4 exons.